This is a messenger RNA of Ananas comosus (pineapple), 1023 nucleotides long. RefSeq names its product purine permease 3-like. The record is from RefSeq and is a predicted model, not a curated record. Gene Ontology annotation, cellular component: membrane. The coding region runs from base 1 to 1023 and encodes 340 amino acids. NCBI's taxonomy places the organism in Eukaryota, Viridiplantae, Streptophyta, Magnoliopsida, Poales, Bromeliaceae. Gene Ontology annotation, molecular function: purine nucleoside transmembrane transporter activity. The transcript is spliced from 2 exons.
AUGAGAAGAUCACUCCUGGCGCUGAACUUCGCGAUCAUGGUGGUCGGCACCGCGGGGAGCCCCCUCGUCCUCCGCCUCUACUUCCUGCGCGGCGGUCGCCGCAAGUGGCUCUCCAGCUGGCUCCAGACCGGCGGCUGGCCGCUCCUCCUCCUCCCUUUGCUCGUCUCCUACGCCCUCCGUCGGCACCGACAAAAAUCGAUGUAUCUCAUGACACCGCGCCUCUUCCUCUCCUGCGCCGCCCUCGGCCUCCUCACGGGCGUCGACGACCUGCUGUACGCCUACGGCGUCUCCUACCUCCCCGUCUCCACGUCGUCGCUCCUCGUCUCCACGCAGCUCGCGUUCACCGCGCUGUUCGCGUUCCUGAUCGUGCGGCAGCGGCUCACCGCGUCCUCGGCGAACGCGGUGGCGCUGCUCUGCGUCGGCGCCGCCAUGCUGGGGCUGAACGCGAGGGCCGACCGGCCGACGGGGGAGUCGAGGGGGAGGUACUACGCAGGGUUCGCGAUGACGCUGGCGGCGGCGGCGCUCUACGGCCUGGUGCUGCCGCUGGUGGAGCUGAGCCAGGCCGCCUACGCGCGGGCGGCCGGCCGCGCCGUCGGCUACACGCUCGUGAUGGAGAUGCAGCUCGUCAUGGGCUUCUUCGCCACCCUCUUCAGCACCGUCGGAAUGAUCGUCAACAACGACUUUCCAGCCAUUCCAAGGGAAGCCCAAGAAUUCGGGCUCGGGCCAGCAGGAUACUACAUGGUGCUAGUUGGGUGCGCAAUUUUGUUCCAGUUCUUCUUCCUCGGCACCGUCGGUGCCAUCUACUAUGGGUCGGCUCUCCUCGCCGGAGUCGUCAUCGCCCUUCUAAUCCCCGUCGCCGAGGUCCUCGCCGUCGUGUUCUUCGACGAGCCAUUCAAUAGCACUAAAGGCGUGGCCCUGGUGCUCUCCUUGUGGGGCUUUGCCUCAUACUUCUAUGGUGAGUUCAAGGCCAACAAGGCUAAGGAGGACCCUGAUCACAAAUGUGGUCAUGACCAAGUGAGUUAA